Messenger RNA from Dovyalis caffra, 819 nucleotides. Lineage: Eukaryota; Viridiplantae; Streptophyta; Magnoliopsida; Malpighiales; Salicaceae. The record is from the annotation of a GenBank genome assembly.
AUGGGUACCAUCCCAAUCCCCGGUCCACGAGGCCUACCCCUUUUUGGAAGCUUAUUCAGCUUAGGCCACGGCUUAGCCCAUCGCACCCUUGCUUGCAUGGCGUCAAGCCAAGCCGCUACUCAGCUCAUGGCUUUUAGCUUAGGCUCCACACCUGCCAUUGUUACCUCUGACCCGCAAAUUGCCCGUGAAAUCUUGACCUCUCCUCACUUCGCUGACCGUCCCAUCAAGCUAUCGGCUAAAAGCCUUAUGUUUAGCCGAGCCAUCGGUUUUGCCCCAAACGGGGCUUAUUGGCGCCUCCUUAGAAGAAUUGCGUCAACUCAUUUAUUUGCACCAAGGCGCAUAGCGGCUCAUGAACCGUUGCGCCAGCUUGAUUGUGCUAAUAUGUUGAGUGGCAUUUAUACUGAAAAAUCACUCCAUGGGGUUGUUUAUUUGCGUGAACAUCUACAAAAUGCUUCUCUUAAUAACAUUAUGGGUACCGUUUUUGGCAAAAGAUAUGACUUAAUGCAAUAUAAUGAGGAGGCUAAAGAAUUGCAAGAGCUUGUUAGAGAAGGGUUUGAGCUCCUGGGUGCUUUUAAUUGGUCUGAUUAUCUCCCGUGGCUGAAUUACUUUUAUGACCCUUUUCGCAUGAAACAACGAUGCUUUCUUCUUGUUCAUCUAGUGAAGAAACUCGUUAAGCAAAUCAUUGAAGAACAUAAAAUGACGAAGCCUAAAAAUGUCAUCGAUAAUGCUGAUUUCGUCGAUGUUUUGCUUUCUUUGGAGGGUGAAGAGAGAUUGGAAGAGGAUGAUAUGGUUGCCGUCUUAUGGGUUAGUAUUUACUAA